CCACACCACACCACCCGCCACCCUAUCCGUUUCUCUCUCUCUCCAACCAGAACUUCCAAACGGUUACAUUUCACCUUUUUCCCCCCUUUUGCAAUUCCAAGAAAGCACACAGACAGAGUCAGAGACAACCAAAAGGAUGUACCCAUUUGGACCCACGAAUCCCUGUUUCUCUCUGCGUCUCUGUCUCUCUCACUUCCUUUCCUUUCCUUUCGGACCAUUUGUCCCAGAAAAACCACCCCUCCCCCGCAGAUCUCGCAGAGACCCAGCAGAGAAACGAGAGCACCCAGCCAAAAACAGCCAUUCAUCAAAAGGACUUUCUUGAUCCUGUGUCUCCCAGGGAGCUUAAGGAAACAUCCCAUUUCUCUUUCACAAGGAGGGACACACAUACAUGCCCACCAUGCAAUCCUUUUCUUAAGGUGGUGUGAGGGAAUCUGGGCCCCAUUUCCCGAUCUGGGUCGACCCGAAUUCUCCCAUGCCUAAAUGGGUUGCAUUAGCUCGAAGAAGGCGGUCCGGGCAGCUGCCAACUCUAAUGCUGCGGCGGGCUCCUCCCCUGUUUCCGAUCACACGUUCCUCAACACCAACAACAACAACAACAAUGGCGCGGCCGUGGCUGUGGUGAACUCACGCUCGCAGAGGAGGUACCAUUCUGGGGCGUUGGAGUUGGAUAGAGGUAAGAGUAGGAAAGAGGAGGGAUCAGAGGAUCGGAGCCGCGAUGUCAAAAAGUCGAAGAAGGAUACCUCUCGCCCGCAUUCCAAGGGUUCCUUCAGCUUCAAGCUCGGCUUCCCUCACAGGCACGUGCAGGCCGAGCAAGCCGCCGCCGGGUGGCCCACUUGGCUCAGCGCUGCCGCCGCCGAGGCCAUCAAUGGUUGGAUCCCUCUCAGGGCUGAUUCUUUUGAGAAAUUGGAGAAGAUUGGACAAGGUACAUAUAGCAGCGUGUUUCGAGCGCGCCAAGUUGAAAGUGGGAGGAUGGUUGCUCUGAAGAAGGUGCGAAUUGACAAUUUUCAGCCAGAGAGCAUAAGGUUUAUGGCACGAGAAAUAAUGAUUCUCCGCAGACUGGACCAUCCAAACAUCAUGAAAUUGGAGGGGCUUAUUACUUCUCGGUUAUCAAGUAGCAUAUACCUUGUGUUUGAAUACAUGGAACAUGAUCUUGCUGGACUGGUAUCCAGCCCUGAUGUCAAAUUUACUGAAUCACAGAUCAAGUGUUAUAUGACACAGCUAUUGUGUGGAAUUGAGCACUGCCACAUGCGAGGUAUAAUGCAUCGAGACGUUAAAACAUCCAACAUUUUGGUAAACAAUGAUGGGAUUCUGAAACUGGGGGAUUUUGGAUUGGCAAAUGUCGUUAGCCUAAAGAGCAAGCACCCGCUGACCAGUCGUGUGGUUACUUUAUGGUAUCGUCCUCCUGAGCUUUUGAUGGGGUCAACGAGUUAUGGAGUAUCGGUGGAUCUCUGGAGUGUGGGCUGUGUAUUUGCAGAACUUAUCAUACGGAAGCCUCUGCUUAAAGGGAGAACUGAGGUUGAACAAUUACACAAAAUUUUCAAGCUUAUUGGUUCUCCACCUGAUGAGUUCUGGAAAAAGUCUAAACUUCCUCAAGCAGCCAUGUUUAAACCGCUGCAUAAUUAUGAAAGUUGUCUUUCGGAGAAGUGUAAAGAUUUCCCAACAACUGCUGUGAAACUAAUAGAAAAUUUACUUUCCAUAGAACCUCAAAAGCGUGGGACUGCAUCCUCUGCCCUCAUGUCUGAGUAUUUCAACACAAAGCCCUUUGCAUGUGAGCCAUCAAGCUUGCCAAAGUAUUCCCCUAGCAAGGAAAUUGAUGCUAAGAUUCGUGACGAUGGCCGAAGGAAAAAGGCUGGUGCUAGAUUGCGAGAGCCUGCACCUUCAAGAAAGCCUAGAAGAGUCCGUAAAACUUUACAGGAAGCAAACAGUAGCAGUAAAUUAGCAUCAAAAGAGGAAACACAGGAUCAUACCCAACUUGCUCAUAGAAACAAUGUCAGUGAUGCACAUAUUCCCAAACGAAGAAGUAGUGUUUUUGUGCGUGGAGAGACACUAAAGCCAUCACUUGAUACAAUGUCAGAGACUUCCCGAGUGAUGAAUCCAUCUCAAGUGGACAGUGGAUAUUCAGGCCCAGCAGAAGUCGCAGCAUCAAGCGGGUUUACGUGGGCAAAAAGGCGAAAAGAGGAUGUUGUUUCCACAAUAUCAGAUGGAUCAAAAAGCAAGAUUAGUGCAUUAGAUCCAUCCUUUGCAAAAUCAUCUUACACAACCAAAAAAGAGAAUCAUCUUUUAUGCAGGGCUGUUGCCAACUCCGUCGAGAGCGCCAAGCACGCAAUGAAGAAGCAGCAACGCCGCCUUCAUCGGCCAGAUUCUUUCGGUUCAUCCGUGACAUACCAUUCUCCUGACAUGUCACCGGCAUCUAGUCAAAAAGAUGAAACAGAUGCAUUGAGCCCAAAAUCAAAUGCUGGUGGAAGCAGAGGACAGCACAUUGAAUUCUCGGGACCCUUGCUAUCCCAACCAAAUAAAUUUGAUGAACUCCUGCAUAAGAAUGAAGGUCAUAUUCGUCGAGCAAUUCGCAGAUCAAGGUUUGAAAGAGAUUGAUGAUGGAAGGUUUGUAGGAUUAAAAGAGGAGAAUGAUUGUCUGGACUUCAUAGCCAUUGCCGGACUCAACUCAUCGACACUACCAUUAACAACUUCAUCUUGCUGACAGGGUUUGGGGUGUUCUCGUUUCAUUUGUAUUAUAAAAGAAGAGCACAAUGUUCAUACGAACCUACACAACAAUAUGAUGAUUCAUCACUUAGAUAAUUCACUUAUUUUUCAACUGCAUAUACUCUUUCUCUCAUCAAACACUCUUAUUUCAACCAAUAAUUAAAACCAAAUAAAUCAAAUCGAUUGAAUCAAGGAAAAAAUUGUUAAAAAGAGAACGAAAUGUAGGGCAAUCCCUCGCUCUGACUGCAGAAAGCUAGAGCAGCAGAGCGGUCAUGGCAGCCCCCAGUUUGCUAAUGUGCGCCUAUCGCACUAUCGUGCGCCACGAUUUAACCUCUCCCGUGGAAUACCACGCCACC
Messenger RNA from Corylus avellana, 3053 nucleotides. RefSeq names its product cyclin-dependent kinase C-2 C. The record is from RefSeq and is a predicted model, not a curated record. Lineage: Eukaryota; Viridiplantae; Streptophyta; Magnoliopsida; Fagales; Betulaceae. Gene Ontology annotation, molecular function: RNA polymerase II CTD heptapeptide repeat kinase activity; ATP binding. Gene Ontology annotation, biological process: protein phosphorylation; positive regulation of transcription elongation by RNA polymerase II. Gene Ontology annotation, cellular component: nucleus; cyclin-dependent protein kinase holoenzyme complex.